Molecule: messenger RNA, 1249 nt
Organism: Eurytemora carolleeae
Lineage: Eukaryota; Metazoa; Arthropoda; Copepoda; Calanoida; Temoridae
Exons: 9
Coding region: 74-1192 (372 amino acids)
Source: RefSeq, a predicted model, not a curated record
CUAAAAUUUGAAACAUGUCCAGGGCUACCAUGGUCUGUUGAAGGAGGAUGAAGGUGUCUGGGGUUGUCUGGAUAUGGAGAGGGAUCUUGCAUUGCUCCCUCCCCCUGGACCCCCUCUUGGUUGGCCUCCACCUUCUUUAGACGGGCUACCAGGUCCUCCAGGUGCCCCUCCCUCCCCCCACCCUCAGCCAGUGGGCGGGCACCCAAACGGGGCUCCGCCCCCGGGAAACACAGACAGCAACCACCAUACUGGAGUCAGGAUUCUUCAACUGAGACAGGUUGGAUUCCUCCUCCUUCUUCAGGAUGGUCAGGCGGGUAUAAUGAUUACCCAGGUGUCUGGUACGGCGGUCCCGGGGGCGGUAACACAGUUCGUCCAGAUUCCGACGCAGCUGAACCGCCGUCCCCUGUCAGUAAUCCAGCCACAGAAUCCUGGGAACCUAGGCAAGGAGCAUGUUCCUGGGAAUGGUGGCCUCCAGACCAAUCCCUGGAUGAAUGGUCACUGGUGGGACUCCAUCCACCCCCGUGGGACACAACACAGAAUGCUGGGAAGGUGGGACAUCAAGCCUGGGACAACCCAGGACAAACUAAUCUUAACGGAAACCAUUCAGAUCAAGGAAACUACGGGUCUGGAGAACGUGUUGGUUCAUGGUGAACUUUUAAUCUUCGAUCUACCUCAGGAGGUUGCUGUUUUUAUAGAUAUCUACUUUGGUCCAUAUUCAGAGCUUUUGAAACAGGUGAAGCUUAUUGUUUGGUGUGCGGUUAAUGUGUUGAUCUUAACAUUGGCUUCUCUGACAAUUAUUACGAUGAUUAUUCAAACAAUCAGAGCUCAUUUUAUCCAACCAAUUGGAGCCGGAGCUCAUUUCAACCAACCAAUCAGAGCUCAUCUUAACCAACCAAUCAGAGCUCAUUUUAACCAACCAAUCAGAGCUCUUUCUAUCCAACCAAAUAGAGCUUAUCUUAACCAACCAAUCAGAGCUCCUAUUUUCAUCAUAAUAAUGAUUCAGAGGACCCUGGAUUUAUCAUUAACCAGGGAACGGAAAUUACGAGGAACUACAGCGAGCAACUGUUCCAUGAAGUCCAUGACGUCCAUGAAUCCAGUGAAAUCCAUGAAUUCACAGUUAAAGUACAUGAAUCCACAAUUGAAGUCCAUGAAACCAUGGUUCAUUAACUGUCAAGGGUUUCAGGACAUAUAAAUAAAUCGGUUUUACAGGGUAUACCAGGUUGAAAUAUAAUCAAAAUUUAUGAAUUUA